GCUGAUCUGCGUGUUUUGCCGCCAGUUCGUGGCCAGGUCUAAGACUGUUAUGUACCCUGCACAGGAUCUAGUUGAGAAGGUCUGAUUGCGGUUAUUAUAGACAACUUGCUUGUGUAUCUUUUUCCUCAGCUUUCAAACUUCAAGCUUGCAGACAAUCAACUCACGAAAUGAAUGUUGCACCCGACUUUGAAGCAUUUACCAACACGGUAAACGGCGAUCAGAGGUCAGCGCUCAAAGCUCAACGGACAAUUGAUCCCUCAACAAAGAGAGCACUUUGGCCUGUUCCAAUUGGCAGUACGCAAGACAUUGAAGACGCAAUUUUUGCGGCCCAACAUGCAUUUACGACCUGGUCUAAAACAACCUGGGCAGCUAGACAAGACGUCUUGUCUCUCAUGCAUGCCGCACUUCAAGCACAGCGAGAGAAUAUGGCGAAGUUACUCACUUUAGAAGGGGGCAAGCCGAUUCAAUUCAGUGAGAUGGAAGUAGAUCAUUCGUUGCGGUUCUUGGAAUUUAAUUCCAAACAAGCACAGAUUCAAGAUGUAAUCGUUCAAGACGAUGAUGAGCUACAUCUCAGUCUACGAUACAGGCCCAUAGGCCUUGUGGCCGCCAUCUGCCCGUGGAAUUACCCGCUUGUUCUAGCUAUCGCCAAAAUCGGGGCAGCUCUCAUCACAGGCAAUUGUGUGAUAGUCAAGCCAUCGCCCUACACGCCAUACAGCAUACUCAAGUUUACUGAGCUGGUACAGCCUCUCCUGCCUCGAGGAGUCUUGCAAGCUAUACACGGCGACGACAGUCUUGGGCCAUACCUCUGCGCACAUCCAAGGAUACAAAAAAUCAGUUUCACUGGUUCAACAGCCACUGGUAAAAAGAUUAUGUCAUCAAGUGCACAAUCCUUAAAACGUCUUACUUUAGAACUUGGCGGAAAUAACGCCAGUAUCAUACUGCCGGACGUUGACCCUGGGGUAGUGGCUCCCCAGGUGGCUCUGGGUUCCUUCCUCAAUUCUGGACAACUAUGCGUUGCUAGUAAACGCAUCUAUGUUCACCAGGACAUCUAUGAUGAAUUUCUUCGAGCCAUGGUCGACACCGUCCGGUCUUGGAAAGUGGGUCCGACCUCGGGAUUCGUACGAGAUUUAACGCUUGGCCCCGUACAAAAUGAGAUGCAGUUCAAUAAGGUCAUGGCUAUCAUCGAAAACUCGCGUGCCAACGGUCACCGAUUUGCACUUGGUGGGGACAGAGACGAAGCCCAUCCAGAAAGCUAUGUCAUAGCCCCUAUCAUUGUCGACAGACCACCUGAUAAUUCAUUGGUAGUCACAAGCGAAGCAUUUGGUCCUAUAGUACCCGUGCUGUCCUGGACUGAUGACGAAGAAGUCAUUGAGCGGGUCAACAAUGAUGUCACAGGUCUCGGUGGAGCAAUCUGGACAAGUGACCAAGCCCGCGCACAACACUUUGCUGAUCGGAUUGAAACGGGUACUGUAUGGAUUAACAGUAUAGAAAAACCUCUUCCACAAGCGUACUUCGCAGGGCUCAAAGAAAGCGGCUUAGGUGGGGAGUGGGGCGAACAAGGUCUGCUUGCUUACUGCAAGGUACAAACCAUACACAGAUACAAACCUGCUGUGACUAUUUAGGUACAGACGUAAGGAUGAUUGAACCAGUCUCUUGAAAGAGUUGCGUGUUCUUAUUACAUCCUUAUCCGGUUCGUUUGGCGUGCCCAAAUUGUUCUCUGAUAUAGCUAUGUAUUCGUACGGGUGCGAACAGC
Molecule: messenger RNA, 1753 nt
Organism: Aaosphaeria arxii CBS 175.79
Lineage: Eukaryota; Fungi; Ascomycota; Dothideomycetes; Pleosporales
Product: aldehyde dehydrogenase
Exons: 5
Coding region: 168-1622 (484 amino acids)
Molecular function (GO): aldehyde dehydrogenase (NAD+) activity
Source: RefSeq, a predicted model, not a curated record